AUGCAGGAAGUCGACAGAGACUGCGAACUCGAUGAUCGCGAGCCUGAACCGCGCUAUAUUCCUGAACUGUCCAACGCCAUUGAGAGAUUCCUAGACGCUCCCUACGGAUCCCAGCUCGUCCUCCGAUUCUUCGCAGGUAUACUCAGUCAACGCGAAGCCGAUGAGUACUGCCUUGUGUACACGCCCACCCCUCAGCGAUACGACGAUGUGUGCGCCACGAUACCGGAACUCGUGGACCGGGAGGCACCGCAGUUUCAAACUAGGCAAUCCGUAAGACGAGUCCUGCCUGGUAUCUUCUACCGAGGACAGUAUUCGCACGUUAUGGAUGAGUACAUUCAUCAGACGGACUUGAUGUCGGGAGAAGUACUUUGGGACAAAAGUGAAGGAUAUACGACCGUAACUCGCGGUGUCAAGUGGCUUGUCGAGUGCGCACUGAUACGACUACCGGAUGGAGUUGCUUAUUACGCCGGGGCGAGGACGGCGCUUCAGCAACUUCUUACGCCUCAACCAAAAUACAACGAUAGUCAUGACUACCGGGGAGAGGAGGAGUACUGCCAAACUAUGACAGCCAUCCAACCCGCGCUCCGUCUUUUCACCAUGUGGUCCCGUUGCGACGAAGCAUCUAUAGCAAGCCUGCUCGAUAUCGUAAUGGACAUCACACUCAACGUAGUCGCAAUCUGGGAAAGAAACCCAUGUUUCUAUCCAUCGUAUGCGACCUAUCUCGGCGGCUUUGUACAGGCACGCGCCCGCUUCAAAGACAUAGUUCAAGCAACUCCAUCACUUCGCGGAGAUCAAAUCAAGGCGCUCCCUUACCAUACGAGAGUCGCAUUGAAAGAAAUCAAGUUCAGGGAUAUCUGGGAUGAUCUGUGGCUUGAGGCUUUUGCCUUGAGCAUAGAAAAGCCCAUUGUAGACCGCAUGUACCAAGGAAUGAUAAACCAGUUUGCCAGGGCCUCGAUCCAGUCGAAAUCGCAGACUGUGAAUAUGAGGGCUCUGCUAAGAGGGCUGUGGAGGGAUGGAGGCCUACAAUUCCGAACAUGGAAAGAGAUACCCGAAGCCGCUUCUUCGCUGUCAGCAGAUGGCAUUAGAAAGGGCGAGUUCGGAGGCGUUCCACGAAAUAUGGCUCAGGCGCAAACUAUUGGCAACGACUCCUACGAAAGCGAGGAGAUACACGCGUUUUGGUUCGCAAAGCCACACGGGCCAGUAGCUGCAUCGGCUGGAGCGUCAUCAGCAGAAAACGCACAGAGCGCGCAAAGCGACAACGGACAAAACACUGCCGACGACACCGAAGAUGAAAACAACCUCGACACGAACACCCUACGCAACGUCUACGGCAAGGCUUAUUUAGAGGCAUACGGACCUUGCAUACAGCCAUUAGAGCAUGCAAAAUGGGAUCUAGACAUCCCUCAAGACCAGCUCUGCGUUGUGUGUCUUGAGCCUCACGGCCUAUUGGGUGUCAAAAUAAGCGCUUGUGAUCACUACCUCCACUUCGCUUGCAUCAAGAAAUGGAUGAAUGGCUCUUCCCCGAACUCCAAUCUCUGUCCGGAAUGCCGAGCUCAAAUUUGUAACGAACGCAAGAAGGUACGGAUGACGGGAUGGAUGGCUGAUUCUGAAGACGACUCUGAGGAUGAAGAGGAUGACUUUGGGGAUGACGAGUAUGAGGAAAGUGAUUAUUAUGAUGAUGAAGAUGAAGACGAGUCAAUGCAGGAUUCUCAACCAGCAUGA
Molecule: messenger RNA, 1722 nt
Organism: Alternaria infectoria
Lineage: Eukaryota; Fungi; Ascomycota; Dothideomycetes; Pleosporales; Pleosporaceae
Exons: 1
Coding region: 1-1722 (573 amino acids)
Source: RefSeq, a predicted model, not a curated record